GCCCAGCCCAGGAGAACAGAGCAGUGAAAGUGUAUAUCUAGGCGUUGAACUCACCUGCAACUCUCAGUAGGACUUCGGCGACGGUGCAAUUGAGUCGCAGUCUUUUGGAUUCCUUUCACAAGUUGCCAGCCAUAAAAGUGCAGUGAAUCAAGAUGUCUGGAUCCGAGAAGGAAAAGGGACAGAGCAAUCCUGCUUUUGUCGCCGAUGAAGGAAACCAAGAGAAAGCGGGCCCACCUGCAUCAGGAAACUUGCCGGCCAAGACACUGACGAAGGAGGAGAAGAUGGAAAAAUACCGGAUGCUGAAGAACGUGUUCGUCAUCUCGUUCGCUUUCAUGUUCCUCUUCACCAGUUUCAACUCCAUGGCCAACCUGCAGUCUUCUAUCAAUAAGGUCCAGGGUACCACAGCCCUAUCGACGCUCUACGCGGCGCUGGUGGUCUCCUGCGCUUUCGUCCCCACCUGGAUGAUCAAGAAAUUCAAGGCCAAAUGGACGCUGGCCGUGUCCAUGUUGGGCUACUCGACGUACAUAGCGGCCCAGUUCUAUCCGAGGGCCUGGACGCUAGUUCCUACCUCCAUUAUCCUUGGCCUUGGCGCCGCUCCCAUGUGGUCCGCCAAGUGCACCUACUUGACGCAGGUCGGAACCAAAUAUGCAGAAUUAGUGGGCGAAAACGCCGAGGUUGUCAUUGUUCGAUUUUUCGGAAUCUUCUUCUUGUUCUUCCAGUCGACCCAGGUUUGGGGGAACCUCAUCUCAUCCAUCCUAGAGGAUUAUUUAUUAUUCUGUUUGGCAGUGCUGUCUCACGGCGUUGAGGAGCGGGACGAGAUUAACGAAGAGGCCUUGUUGUCCUGCGGAGUCAACUACUGUCCUCAUAAGGAAGCGGCCAGUAAUACUACCAAUCUGGACGCACCUCCCCUCUCCAAGAUCUACACGAUGGCCUCCAUCUACCUCGUCUGCGCACUGCUCUCCUCCGUGAUCAUUGCAUUUUUCGUGGAUCCUCUUACGAAGUACGGCGAAGAUGAGCGAGAAGGUUCCUCCACGGGCAAAAGUGGUUGGGAACUUUUGGUUGCCACUUUCAACCACAUGCGCCACCCUUACCAGCUCCUGAUCAUUCCUCUGACUGUGUGGUCAGGCGUUGAACAAGCCUUCAUUGGAGCCGAUUACACUGCUGCUUACGUAUCCUGUGGCCUAGGAGUCCACAUGGUCGGGUACGUCAUGAUCUGCUACGGAGUGUGCGACGCCAUCUGCUCUGUCAGCUUCAGUCCUCUGGUGAAGAUCAUCGGACGCGUGCCCAUCUUCACCAUGGGCGCCAUAAUUAACCUCUGCAUCAUCAUCGCCCUUCGCUAUUGGGUUCCUCACCCAGAUGAUAUCGUCGUGUUCUUCAUCGUGGCUGCCCUGUGGGGCGUCUCUGAUGCCGUGUGGCAGACGCAGAUCAAUGCUCUGUACGGGGUCAUCUUCCCGGGCGAAUCGGAGGCUGCCUUUAGCAAUUACCGCCUCUGGGAGUCCUUCGGCUUCAUCUUCGCCUACGUCGGCAGCACGACCACCUGCGUCAGCACCAAGACCUCCAACCUGAUCGUCUCCCUCGUCUUCGGCAUCGCUGGGUACUACGCCAUCGAGAUCAUGGAACGCUACGGCCUCUUGAAGAAGGACAGGGAGGGGCAGGUCGUGCCCGUGGACCAGCUCGUUAGCGACGCCGUCCAGGCUAGAAAGAGCUCGUGAGGAGGAAGGACGACUCCUCAGAUUCAGGAAUGUCCUCGUUCGGUUCCUGGGUAGAGGAGAAUAGGUCCUCCUAUUCUGUUCUCUUUAUAUUCGCGCUUGAGCUAUUGCUGGAAUGAAGCCUAGACCGAGGUCAAGUUACCUUGGCCUAGACUAUGGUGAGACGCUGACACGCCCAGGCGCCUAGGCUACGUAAAGACAUUCUGGCGGCUUUCUUUAUUGGCCUUUGCGUUGUAGAAGACUGCAAUGGCCAGUAAUGCAAUCUGUUCGAUUCUUGGAGCAUUCGUAGUGAAAAUGAAUUCUCCAGCAGCUAUGACUGAUCAAUUAAUCAUAAUUCGCGUUUUCAAAUUUCUGUGCAAUAAUGAUUCUAGUGAAUUCGCACUACACGUGUGACAUUUUAUUUCACAUUAUAAACAUGAAUCACCAUAUCCGGAUAGAAAGGGAUCAUAAUUUAUAUAAAUGCAUCACUGAUCUGAAACCCUACUGCAGUCACUGAAUAAACAUCAUACACCUACACCUGAGCCUGUUUGGAUACAUCAUGCGUAGGUUUCAUUGUUCCUAGGUUUAAUUAACUCAUUGUAAUUAUAGUUCAUUUUCCCUGAGCUGAAACAGAUGCAUUAUCGUGGAAAACCCUUGAUAGGUUUAUUUUUUACAUAGUAUGUAUAUUUUUUUGUUGAGCCUUAUUGAAUUUUAUACAUAUGCAUCAUUGUGUUGAUUAGUUUGUUACAGACACUUAUCUCUACGUCUGAGCCGUGAUGAUUUUUAUACAUAUGUAUUAUGCGUGUGAGUUUUGGCGAAUUUAUUAUGCAUAUUUAUCAAUGUGUGUGUGAGCCUGAGUGGUUUUGCUAUACAUAUGUAUAACAGCGAGUGCUGACGUGAUUAUCAUACAUAUGUAUUAUGACAUCUAAAUAUAUGCGGCGAACAGUGAAUUUCUAAUAAGACAUCACGUGUCUUAAAAACUUAGAAGAUUAAAUAAAUUGAAAUUUUACCGUGAAGGAAUUAGUUCAAGAAUUCUUGAUGAGAAACAAGGAUUCCUAAUUCUGAUGACAAACUUCCCAAUUUUCUGCAGAUUUUAAAAUUCCGAAUAUGAUACCACUGCAUAUGCCAGCAUUCCCAAAUUAUUACCUACCUGUUUCCAAAUGAACUAAGAUUCCAGCAUCCAGAAUUCACCAAUAGCCCUACGAAUGUAGAAUUCCUGGUUUCAAAUCAACCUAUAGAAUUCCACAUCUCGAAUUACUAUUAAAACCACCAUUCCAAAUUUACCUCUGGAGCCCAACAUUCCCAGUGAACGGAGAGACUUCAAGCAUUCCAAAUUUACCUCUGGACCUCAACAGAGAACGGAGGGACUUCAAGCAUUCCAAAUUUACCUCUGGACCCCAACAUUCCAAGAGAACGGAGGGACUUCAAGCAUUCCAAGUUUACUUCUGGACCCCAACAUUCCAAGUGAAGGGAGAGACUUCAACAUUCCAAAUUGACCUUAAAACUCGUUGUUGAUCAAUAUUAUUUAUUAAUCUUGUUAUUUUUGGUUAAGGCUACGUGCAUGCGCGCUUCUUUGUGAGUGAAUGAGUGUUUUCGUGCAGAAGCAGUGAGGAACUGCGUGAGGGGAAGUUUGUUUUAUGACUUCGAUCUUCCGCCAAGACAUUAGUCCUUGUUUUAUAGAUCAUACUAUUCCGAUGAUUUAUAUUUGGUCAAAAUAAGAAAUGGUUUCAAAAUAUUAUAAUAUACCAUGACGCUAAAAAAUUACGAGGAGAAAAUCAUCACACAAUGAUCAUUUUUCACCUUCAAAACUGAAGAUUAUUUAUGCUUAUUUAUGAAAUUUUAACAUAGCCAGUUAAUGAAACUCCUUAUUUUCAAAAUGGGUUUAUAUUCCACUCAAAUUGGGCACAAAUUUUUGCAGACCAAAAUUCACAUAUCAAUUUUUUUUCCUCUAAAUAUUUCAAUAUUUCUGCUGAAAAUCUCUGUCUGAAUAUAAGGACUCAGUCGCUUGGGUUCGAAGUAAAAAAUUUUCGAAAGAUAUUUUACUUUUUCACUAUAUGACACAGUAAGAUUCCUCCCUUCAGACAACCGAAGAAUCUCAAAUUGAUCCGCCCGGCAUAUUCUUAUUUACUAUAUUUCUUUUUUUCCUUUCUCUGCCCAGCCAAAUCUAAAUAUGUCGCACAUUUGGGCCACUGGCUUUGUUCUGUCCCUUCCCGGGUGAACGUAAUUUUUGAGAGACUGGGCAUAUGAACAUUUCUCUGCGUUGAAUCAACUCAGACAGGGGAAGACAGAACUGAUUCAGUAGAUAAUAUGAAUAUAAAUCACUUUCUUUCUUUUCCUCCAUUUCAUCUAAUGUCCUGUCAUCCUGAUGUCCACUGGUUCAAACCGUAGGGGGUUAGUGCCAUCAGUGAACCUCAUGCGGUGCACUGUAGGCAUUAAUUAAGGUUCUUUGCAGAAUGCCUUCGGCCCCUGACUUCAACCCCCUUUCGUUUCUUUUACUAUACCUCCUUUCAUAUUCUCUUUCUUCCAUCUUACUGUCCACCCUCUCCUGACAAUUGAUUCAUUGUGCAACUGUUUUGAGGUUUUCCUCCUGUUACACCUUUCAGAUCUUUUACUGUCAAUUUCCGUUUCAGCGCUGAAUGACCUCAUAGAGCCCCAGUGUUUGGCCUUUGGCCUAAAUUCUAUAUUCAACUCAGUUCAGUCUACUGGUUCGUUUUAGUCCGAAUCAACUGAAUUCUACAAAAAAAAAAUCUUCAUAGAAUUUCCCGUCUGUUUUAUGACAGAUUUUAACGUUCUCGUUCGAGGAAACCUCUGCUCUUCAUCUUCCUUGUCACGUUCUGUCUUCGUUGGAUCUGGGCAGGAUCAGGAUUCUAGGUUGCCAGUCAGUUAUGUCCCUGUGUGUGAAAUUCUAAAAACUUCAUAAUCGACCUGCGGAAGAACUGGUGGUAAAACAAACACUUCCCUGUGCUUUCUUCUGAACACUUUUUUUUUUCGUGUCUGUGUGAUCUUCAUUUGUUUUGAGUGUCUUCUUAUUUCGUAACCAUUUGCCGCCGCACCAGAUGAGCAGGCAUUACUCAUAAAAUCAGCCGAAAGAAACGAGCUGGUUCGCUGAUGUUCAAACCAAGUAUAAGCAAAAUUCCUGUAUGUAAAUAUACGAUUAUCGUGAACCUAUUCGCCGUGAAAUUAAAGGAAACAGUCUUUGUAAUAAUGUGUAAAUACGUCUUGUUCCUCCCUUCUGUUAAAUGUGAUGUAAAAGGGUUUUCUGUAAUGACGUCCUAUUGUAUAAAGUACUUAUGAUUUAAUAAGAAAGUCACUGUGAAGUUGUUCCACGUGAAAUGGAACACUGAUAUUGUAAUUUGCCUGUAAAUGUUUGUAAAUGCUUUCAGUAAAAAUGUCGAAUAAAAA
Molecule: messenger RNA, 5090 nt
Organism: Macrobrachium nipponense
Lineage: Eukaryota; Metazoa; Arthropoda; Malacostraca; Decapoda; Palaemonidae
Product: UNC93-like protein
Exons: 9
Coding region: 153-1712 (519 amino acids)
Biological process (GO): regulation of potassium ion transport; regulation of muscle contraction
Cellular component (GO): plasma membrane; striated muscle dense body
Molecular function (GO): potassium channel regulator activity
Source: RefSeq, a predicted model, not a curated record